Molecule: messenger RNA, 1585 nt
Organism: Anopheles maculipalpis
Lineage: Eukaryota; Metazoa; Arthropoda; Insecta; Diptera; Culicidae
Gene: MFS3
Product: sialin
Exons: 4
Coding region: 1-1542 (513 amino acids)
Biological process (GO): monoatomic anion transport; transmembrane transport
Molecular function (GO): transmembrane transporter activity
Source: RefSeq, a predicted model, not a curated record
AUGGGAGAUCCGGUCGUGCCAGCGAAGGGCAACAUUUUGGGAACGCUCAUCCCGGCCCGCUACAUUUUGGCCGUGCUCGGCUCGAUCGCGAUGGCUAUCAUCUACGGGCUGAAGGUGAAUCUGAGCGUGGCGAUGGUCGCGAUGCUAAACCAUUCGGCCCUUGCCCAUCACGGUGCAGUGUCGGUUGCGGAGCAAGAGCACGUUAACGCGGAACCCGUCUGCCAAGGAAGCAACUCAACCGAAGCGGUCGAGGACGGCCCAUUCAUCUGGAGCGAACCGGUACAGGGCAUCAUCCUUAGCUGCUACUUCUGGGGCUACCUCGUAUCCCAAGUGCCCGGGGCACGCGUCGCCGAAUCGUUCUCCGCCCGCUGGGUCAUGUUCUUCUCCGUACUGAUCAACGUUGUCUGCACCCUGCUAACGCCAGUCGCUGCCAAGAUGCACUACGUUGCGAUGAUCGUGAUGCGCGUCGGUGAAGGAAUCGGCGGUGGUGUUACCUUCCCGGCCAUGCACGUAAUGCUAGCCUCGUGGGCACCACCGAACGAGCGUAGCGUCAUGUCUGCGAUCGUGUACGCCGGCACAGCACUCGGCACCGUCAUCUCGAUGCUGAUGGCAGGCGUGCUAGCCGGUACACUCGGUUGGGAAUCGGUGUUUUACGUAAUGGGUGGCCUUAGCUGUCUGUGGAUGGUGCUGUGGCUGUGGUUGAUUCAGGAUACACCCAACAAGCAAGCCUUGAUUAACCAGGAAGAGCGUGAUCUCAUUACCUCAUCGCUCGGGUCAGGGUCGGCGAGCGGACACGGUAACGAACCGAAGCCACCGGUACCGUGGCGCAAGGUGUUUACUUCCGGUCCAUUCUACGGCAUUCUGAUUGCACACGUUUGCAACAACUGGGGCUGGUACAUGCUGCUGAUCGAGCUACCAUUCUACAUGAAACAGGUGCUACAGUUCAACAUCAAGGAGAAUGCCGUCGUUACUGCCAUCCCGUUCCUGACGAUGUGGUUCUUCAGCAUGGCACUGAGCAAAACGCUCGAUGCGCUACGAACACGUGGCAAGAUUACGACCACAAUCGCGCGCAAAACAGCCACCUUCAUUGCAUCGGCCGUACCGAUGGGAUGCUUGCUGGCGCUCUGCUACAUCGGCUGUCAGCGUGGACUGGCGGUUACACUCAUGACCGUUGGUAUUACGGCGAUCGGUGGCAUGUUCUGUGGGCUUCUGUCGAACCACAUCGAUAUUGCACCGAACUAUGCUGGCACACUGAUGGCGAUUACCAACACGGCUGCCACACUGUCGGGUAUCAUUGUUCCCAUCUUUGUUGGACAGAUUACGCAUGGAAAUCAAACGAUCGGUGCUUGGCGUGUUAUUUUCUUCGUCACGAUCGCGCUUUAUAUUAUCGAGAUCAUCGCUUACCUUUUGCUUGCGUCCGGCGAAGAACAGCCCUGGAACAAAGGUGACAAACCGGCCAGUUCGAUUGAAGCGGCCGAAGCGGAAGCCACACCAUUGAACACGAAAGACUCGAAACAGAGCUACAAUGGUCAGGAUCAGUAAGGAAGUUAAGCUGUGGCGACGAUUUAUAUGCAAUAAGAAUGCA